Molecule: messenger RNA, 246 nt
Organism: Pyricularia oryzae 70-15
Lineage: Eukaryota; Fungi; Ascomycota; Sordariomycetes; Magnaporthales; Pyriculariaceae
Exons: 3
Coding region: 1-246 (81 amino acids)
Source: RefSeq, a predicted model, not a curated record
AUGUGCACCUACCAAUACAUGGAGUACAGCUGCGGCCACUGCAGGACCAUUGUGUCGGAGUGGUGCAGCCGGUACAGAGGAGCACUCCAGUCGCACAUCAGAUGCCGGCCAGAGAUCCGAUAUCACACCACCAACGACUCCCUCUGUUCUUAUUGUAAAGAGCAACAAAUGCCAAAGCCUGCCUGGAUGCCUCCUAAGCCACAAGAGGGCUCACGGACGUACGUGGGCCUCUACAAGGCCCGAUGA